CGGCCGGAAGCGGCGGCGGCGCUGUUGCUUGGAGAAGCGGGGGGCGUGUAACCGCCUGAGAGCGCGAGCGGGUGGACGGUCUGUGGGAACCAUUGGCUGAUAGCACCUCAGAGCUGUGUGUGAGUCCUCUGGCUGCUCCCUGACAUCUCUCUCCUCGUGUCAUCUGUGACGUACAAGCUGCAGAGCCGUGGCCGAGAUGUCUGAGGGACCUUCCAGGAUCUCGGGACCCAUCCCUCCCGACCCUACACUGUUCCCGGACUAUUACAAACGCCCACUGUCAGCUCGAGGGAGGCUGGAAGGGAAUGCCUUGAAGCUGGACUUCCUCUCGGGCCCUCUAGCCCCAGAUCCCAGCCUGUACCCCACCUGCUACAGUGCCCGCCUUGCCCAUCCUGCCCCACGUAUCCGCCCCAACGGUCAGGCCAUCCUGGAGAAGGGGCAGAAGGGGACGGUCGGGGUCUUGCUGAAGCUGGAGGGGAUCUCUCUCUACAGGGAGCCGCCCCUGAAAAGGAAAGAGGCCAAGGACCACGAGAAGGAGAAUGUGAGGCGGAUGAGGGAGAUCCAGAGGAAAUGCAAGGAGAAGGAGCUGGUGCGGGAGCACAGCCAGCCCAAACCCAUGAAGGCCUUGUGGAAGUCCCAGAAGUAUGAAAAUGUGGAGUCCAAGGUGAAGGCCAAGUUGCAGGAGAGCUCUCCCCCGCCCAACCCGGAGUCUCAGAAAUUCCUCCGGGCGUAUUCCCGCUGCGGCUCCGGGGUCCAGCCACGCCGGUCGCUGUUGCCCAGCCCUGCCAAAACGAGAGUGGUGACCGACACCGAGACUGCAGGAGCACAGCGCACUGAUGCCAAGAUCCAGGUAGAAGGCACCAGCGUUGACUUCGUAAGCCACAAUGCCCGCACCGCCAAGCGGGCCCCCAUGCGGCGCUCACGCUCGCUGCAGUCACUGGCCGAGGCGCUGGAGCAGAGGCGCCGGGAGCAGGAGGAAUACAACGCCAAGCAGAAGGGCCAUGUGCCCCAGUACUUGCUGGAGCGGAAGGAUCACUGGCGUAGGGAGAUGGAGGAACGGCAGCGGAACCUGCCCGACCCUGACAUGCCACCGGGUCACACCAUGAUGCCAGAGAGCGAGCGUCUGGAAACCCUGAACAACCUGCAGCAGAGCCAGGAGCAGCUGGUAAAGGACCUCGUGAUGCUGCCAGUGCGGGCUGACACCCUGAGCAUUCAGAAGAGGCGGGUGGAGCUGGAGAAGAAGCUGUCACAGAUCGAUGAGGCUCUCAAAAUCUUCUCCCGGCCCAAGGUCUUCAUCAAGCUGGACUCCUGAGAAGGGGGGUGUUGUGCUGUGUGUGGAUGUGCCACCCUGCUGAGGGGCUCCCGGUCACUCCGCUCUGUGGGUUGGGGGUGGGUGGGAACCAAACUCAAUCUGCUUCCACUGGCUGCUGCGGCAGCUCCUGCGUUGGGGAUUCCCAGAGCCCAGCCCACUGCUGCCCAGCCAAGCUGGCCCCAGGCAGAGGGCAGCUGGGCCCUUGUGGGUGACAACAGCAAACGAACCUGAGGGGUGCUGCCAGGGGCCAUUAUCUUCAAGACAGCACCCCAGCCUCGUACUGGUGGGGGGCGCCUGAGGGCAGACUGGCCAAUGGCACCUGUGCAGUGUUGCUUGGAAAGCAGCAGGCCUGGUGUUGCUCAGCUGCCUCUCUGCAUGGCUGGGCUUACUGGCCUCUCGCUUACAUGGUUUGUAGGGCAAAGCAGGCGCAGCCUCUGCCUGGCACCCCCUCUCUGGCCUGCCUUCCUCCCCGGCUGGAGCUGGGAGCCACAGGGGGCGUUCAGAGGGAGAUCCUUUAAGGCGGGAGAUUGGCAGCUCAACGGCUUGGGAGAGUCUGAGCAUAACCCUGCAGCAUCCAAGCUCCCCCUGAUGCAGGGGUUGCGACACAGCUAGGCCUGAGAGCCAGCUCCCUGCCAGCCCUGGCUGGGCCUCUGCAUGGCACUCCUCUGGCCUGGCCACCACUCCCCUGCAGCCCUCUGCCGAAGGCUGUGUGCCUGGGACGGGGGGCAGCCCUGAGCCAUGGCUUGUCCCACUGCUAGGGAUGCUUGGUAGGCCAAGACUAGCAAAGGGGCAGGUAACCAGGCAUGGGGAUCCUGUCCCUGCUGGCAGGGAGCUGGCGGUGGGGGGUGGGGAGCUUGGGAACCCUUCUGGGGAUGUUGGACAGCUUUUAAAUAAAGGAGUUUGUAGGUAU
Molecule: messenger RNA, 2219 nt
Organism: Gopherus flavomarginatus (Mexican gopher tortoise)
Lineage: Eukaryota; Metazoa; Chordata; Testudines; Testudinidae
Gene: ENKD1
Product: enkurin domain containing 1
Exons: 9
Coding region: 197-1309 (370 amino acids)
Cellular component (GO): cytoplasmic microtubule
Source: RefSeq, a predicted model, not a curated record